AUGCAGCAACGACUAUCUACGGUUGAAUCGCUGCGCUUCCAAAUGCCAUAUGUCGCAUUUGGCUCAAGGCAACAGACUUAUGAAGCGCUGUUGCAUUCCCACCCUGAAAGCACCGCUCCUCCAGAACAACCCACCGCUUCUCACCAGCCCAGGUUUUUUACUUGGGUAACUAAAAAUGGAUACGGCGCCCGACAUGCUUCUGAUCCAGCCCCGUUCUCUCUCUGGGAUGAUCAUAUACACGAUUUCCGUUUUCCUACACCUGAAGAAAGGAAGUGGAUUGUCGAUGUCUUCCGUGCGGAAAGUGUGACCUACAGCUGGCCAGACAUCAUCAUUGAAACCCGUUUUCCCCCAAAUCCAAUCCCUUUGACGGUGGCAUGUGUUGCAGCGACGUUUAUCCCUGCCGGAUCCAACUGGCCCUACUUGACAACGAACACCGAUUACAGCAACCCGAGGCUACCUGACCCCCUCUCUCCGCAUUUUCAACUACCGAAGUGGGAGAGACCAUCCGAAAAGCAACGGGAAGCGGUUCUACAGGCCUUGGGUAGGCUUGUGACAGUGCAGGCUGUCAAUUACAUUGCUCCUAUCAUCAUUGUUGAGAUCGCGCUUGAUGGAAGAUCAUAUAGCACCCGAUCUCUCCCAGGAAGAGUCGGUGGUCUCCUCACUGUAUACCACCACAGUCAUACGCCUUUUUGGCCUCUGGCGUGCGAAAGCAGAGAACGCCAUAUUACACCUGGAACGGUUCAGGAUACGACUAACUAUUUGCUAACUGACCUCCAAACUCUCUGCCCAGGAGUGCGAGUAGAGUGUGGUGUUACUUGCAGAGACGGUGGUAACCUCGAUGCCACCAUGGCUUCAACUGCCGGCGUGAAACUUAGAAACACCGAUUCAGGGAAUAUCAGACUUACUGUUUCCAAUCACAGAUUUAUCGACUCUGAUGAGGUCUAUCAUCCGUCCUCUCGGAAUGGGGGCGUUUGCAUUGGUCACAUUGACGAACGGUCCGAUGCUCUCGACGUCGCUUUGGUGAAACUUUACCCGUCGACAACCUUCACAAAUGGGGAAUAUUUCCAAGCCCAGCCUCCGAAUCGCCUCAUCCGUUCCACCGAAGUCCAAAAUAACACAUGGUGCUGUGCAGACGGUAUGACAAGCGGAGCAGUGUUUCUCAGAGUGGUUGGAGUUAAGGAUCGAAGUCCACCACGACCUCCCGGUAUCGUGGUCCCGUUCACUGAGUUCAUUAUGGAGAAUAUUUACCGUCUCUAUGGACCCACUGCUGGUUCGAUCCGGGAAGGAGUUUGUGGCGCGCCCAUCGUGGUAGAUGACAACGAAGGUGGAAGUAUCGUUGGGUUCUUUCAGCUUGGGGCAGAAGGCUCUGCCUGGGCCUUGUCACCCUGCCUGGAUGAUUUGAUCGACAGUGGAUGGACGGUGCUUUGA
Molecule: messenger RNA, 1428 nt
Organism: Penicillium psychrosexuale
Lineage: Eukaryota; Fungi; Ascomycota; Eurotiomycetes; Eurotiales; Aspergillaceae
Exons: 1
Coding region: 1-1428 (475 amino acids)
Source: RefSeq, a predicted model, not a curated record